AAUAAACAAUGCUUUCAACAAUCCUUGUCAGAACUUACUUCUACAGCCAACAACAGAAACACAUUUCAGGAGCAAUCGCUCUCAGAGGGCUCGGUGUUGUAAGUAUGAGGAUUGAGACACGCAGCUACCUCCUGGCUCCAGAAUGCUUGUGAGCAGAACUCUGUAUCCAUACAGAUGCUGGGACAUGAGCUCUAAGAAAAGAGCAAGCAGCUGCAGCACUAACCUGCAGUAUUACACCAUAAGACCAGCACACUCAAAGCGAUUUUCCCUACCGACUGCUCCAUACUGAUGAACCAGGAGCAGAAAGUUUCACUUAUUUCAGUUAACACACAUCCAGUAAAGUAAGGCUCUACUUAUUGUGCUGGGCUUGGGUGAGUGGUUUUUGUUUUUCUUUGGUUGUUUGAAAAGCGACCCUAGCAGAGAAUUUAUCACAAAGAAAUCAUAAAUUCAAGAUGAUCAAUCAGUGCGUUGCACUGUUCACACAAUCACUCAGUAUCCCCUUCUGCUGCUAAGCCUGCUUCUGCAUUCAAGUACCACGAGGUCUGUUACAGCACUAGAUUUGUUUCAACAUUCUUGUAAGGUUGAGUUAAUGACACUGUAUUAACUGCAUAAUGCAGUACACUAAAUAGAAACAUCCACAACUCGCUACCAGAAGCCACAGAUCCAUUACCAGCAUAACAUUGCUCAGACCUAACAAUAACAGCUUUUCAGAAUCUUAACUUCCCCCAAAAAGCAAAAUUCCCCUCUUUGUCAUCACAUUUGUGGAUUUUUUUUUGUUUUCAUUUUUUAAUCCACUGUAGUUUCAAAAUCUGUAUCUGCACCUAUUCCUAUUGUUUCCAUGAAAAAUGAUUGCAGGGACAGGAAAGAGCAAUGGAAGCACCUCAGCAGGAGAGGCUGCAGUGGGUGCCAGGCAGAGCUGCUGAGUGAAGGCUUUUCCAUGCAGGGCAGCUGGAGGGCAUGCACGGAAGUGGCAACAAGAAGGAGAGGAAGAGCUCAGGAGCUCAUGGUACUGCCAAAUGCACCAGGUAGAAAUGGUGACGAUCACUGAGUUUAAGUUCAACUUAGCCCUCACUAAGUUCCUCAUGAGAAACUGCAAAUUAAGCUUCCAAAGUCACCGUGGGUCAGCUGAAUUCUGUUAAUGUCUCUCCCACUGCAUCUCAGCCUACUUCUGAAGUUGAUCUGUAAGUCACUAAUGAAAGGCAACACAAAGUGGGAAUCUGGAGUGCAGUCAAAUAAACCCACUUUCAGUAAUUCCCGCAAAGACUCAUAUAGCAACUGGCGUUAGUGUGGAGAGAAGAUAAUUCCAAACCCAAAACUCAGAAACUGCAAAUUCUGAAGCAAUUCCAAGACAUUUUAUUAGAGGCUUUACACAGCCACAUACCAAUUCUAAAAGUAAUGCAGGAUAACCAGCAGAACUCCAGCUACGUAAGAACAUUUUAUUCUGGUUACUAAAUUAAGAGAGAAACAACAAAAGCCAGCCCUUCCUACAAACCCCGCCUUUAAAGAUCUUCCCCCACUGGAUCUCUUUUUGCACUCAAAAAAUUAAUUGCUUUGAAGGAAGUGUUGUAAAAUCAUACACAUAAUGAGAGAUGGGCAGUGCCUGAAACAAAGAUCAGGGCUGGGCUACAGCUAAGACGACUUACUGCAUAUUUGUUUUGUCAGCUGACUCUUGAAGAUUAUCUCGUUCAAUCUGCCUGCCUGCAGUCCCUGACAAGUCGUUCCCCCUGCUGCCAGGCUGGCUCUGCAGUGAGGAACACCCCAAACGUCACAGCUUGAGUCCCAGUGCAAAGCAUAUAGCUCCAAGCCGCUGCCGGGCACCCCUUGGCUAAUAAGCUCAUCAUGCACAUCCCAAAAAUGAAAGGAGUUGCUUUCUCAAUCUGGGCAGUAAGAGUCAUGUUUGUGAAUGAUUUCCUCCUGGGGGUGAGGGGGAGAUGGAAAUGAGCAUAAAGGAAGUUGUCAGCAGCACCGCACGCCAGCCAAUCACAGCACAGCUCCAUCUUAGCUGUGCCAUAGGCUGCAUUAAAACAGGGAACGGCACGGCGCUCGCUCAGCAUCCUUACAGACAAGAGCCCCCAAAUCUGUGACAGGGAAUAUACUAAGACAACUCUUCAAGAAUGGCAACUCUCAAUGCCACUCACUGGAACGAAACAACAUCCAUUUACCAAUAUCUGGGCUUUCAAGUGCAAAAAAUCUACCCUUUUCAUGAUAACUGGAACACUGCCUGCUUUGUUAUUCUGAUCAUAUUCAUCUUUACCGUAGUUUCUCUGGUGGUGCUGGCUUUCCUCUAUGAAAUGCUAGACUGCUGCUGCUGUGUGAAAAAUAAAACUGUGAAAGACUUGGAGAAUGAACCCAAUCCUGUUAGAGCAAUGCUGAACAGCUUCAGAAAGCGUGAAACGGAGGUGGUUUAGGAAAGGCUACUUAUCAGCACGUGGAGACCAUUUAACACCUUGAACAAAACCACCUCUACCUUAUGGACAAAUGAGUUACAUGCUUUUUUUUUUUGGACUUAAAUAGAAUGAUAACUGCUACAACUAUAUCUCCAGCUGUGAACUUAAACAGUCAGCAAAGGCUUUCUGAGCACUUAGCUGAAGGAUGAUCUGUUGCAUUGUUAUGGGGGAAGAAAAGUUGGUUUGUCUUUACAUGAAUUUUUGUUGUUCAUAUUGAGUUACUAGAGUAGAUGCUUGACUACCUGAACAAAUGGUGUUGCUUAACAUGCAUAAAACUAUGUUGUUUAGCCAGAGAAAACAUUUAGAAAGAUGCUCAACAAUCCAAUUCUACAUAGCACAAUGAUAGAGCACUGUUCUCCCACUGGGGUGAAUCACACAGGGACAAGACAGACAUAAGAGAUUAAGAAAAAACAGAUGAAAGACAGAAGGAUUUAAAGGAAAGAGAUGCCAUGAGAGCCUCGUGUGAAUUUUUGCCUUCAGCAAUUGUUCUUACUACGGGUUCACCACUUUAAGAAAAUACGGUGGUGGGAGGGAAACAAGCCAGGAUGAUAUUCAUCCUCAAAAUAGCCUUUUUUAACCUCCUGCAGUAUAAUUUGACCCCUUCUCCCUCCUUUCUCCCAUUCCAGACAACCACACUCCCCUUACUUUAUUUUCAACCUGUUUAAUUACUCCUGAGCGGUGCAACAUGACUACUGCACUACCUUAAGACUAUCUUAUUGCUUCCACAAAAGCACACUGAAGUGGGAUCAUGGCCUAGAAGAAGCAGUGCCAUCUUUCUGUCCCAAGGCUGCUGCCUCUAUGCCAACUAUGACACUACAGGGAAUGUGACAUAUUGAUGAUCUUACUCCUAUCUCAUAUUCUCAAAGCUGAACUACAGCUGGCAGAAUUCUUGCCAAAACAUAGGCUGACAGAUUGCAAUCUUCCCAGAACAGUGACAAUAACUUCUCCCAAGCAGCACAGUUUUCAGGUGCUGAUAUGCUUGACAAAGGAGGCCACAUCAUGAUAAGCCUAGCAUAAGAGACAGUGGGAUGGAUGCACAGCAAGACGCAACCUUAAUUUGCACAACUGAACUACAGCUCACUUCAUCAGCCUGCAGAUACAUUUCAGAAUUCACCCUCUCAGCUCUCUCACAAGCUGAACAUGUAAAACUUGGACUAUCAGCUUUUACCUGUAACUUACCACAUCAUUCCUCUGUAUUGUGUUGCGUCUAUAGGUUUUCAAACAGUAAAGCUUUGUUUUUACAAAUUAUAGCUGUAAUAGCAACAAUUAACAGCACAACCUUCAGUACAGCCUGUUAAGUCUCUGUCUUGCUGCUGGACACAGAGAGAAACAGGCCAGCAGGAAACAUCUCAACCAGACUGAAGCUACAUAUGGGACAAGAUAUUUAAUUACAUAAACAAAUGAUACUCUUCACAUUAGAAAAGCAAAGCCUACAAACGAGUAAGCUCCUGCUGCCUUAUCCCCAUCAGAAGUACCUCAGUGCCAUGAACACUAUCUUUUUUUUUUUUUUUUAAAUACAUGAACUCCCACUCUCAGGGUUAGUAUGCCUAAGCUCCGAAAGAUUUGAACACACACAUACACCAAAAGGCUCACCAAUUCAACUCAUGUUCUUCCUGGUCAGUAAGACAGAAUAAGACCCAGGCCACCACCCAAAAAAUUCCAAUGGUUCAUCCAGAAAAGCUAUCUCCUUCCUUCAGUCACAAACUGACACAUUUACCACUGCAAACUUUCAUCUUCUACACAGUUACUACUGUUAAGCCUUGCUAGUACCAGUCCCAUAGGCAUAGAAUAUUCUUAACUGAAGUUGAACUAUAAGCACAACCAAUGGAAUCAAACGUCCCAUGUACAAGACAACUGAGGAUACAAAGCAGGACACGUGAAGAUGACAAUGUCAGUGCUGCACUCUGGACUGGGGAGACAUCUCAUUACCUUCUACUGUAUUUCAUAGUCAGUCCUGAAAGACUAGCAUCCUGCACAGGAGAAGGCAGCAUGUGGAAAGUAACACUAGCUGCUGUGACACUGGAUUUGUGUUCUCACGCCUUCCUUAGAAGCACACACAACAGGAAGUCUUGGGACUCUCUCCAGCUACCGAUCUCAUGGGUCUAUAUAGGAGGCAGCAAACAAGGAACUGAGAAGAAAGAUCUCCUCUUACGCAGCUCCAGAGCCUCAGGAAAAUUCUUUUCUUCACAUAAAGCAAAGCUGUGGAAAAAGCUUCCAGAGAUUUCAGCUCUUGCUGACCAAGACCACUGAGACAAAGAUUUCCAGAUAAAGACAUCCUAUUGAUCAAUAAAAAGAAAUGAAAAAGA
This is a messenger RNA of Phasianus colchicus (ring-necked pheasant), 4753 nucleotides long. It is a transcript of the gene SMIM18, whose product is annotated as small integral membrane protein 18. Lineage: Eukaryota; Metazoa; Chordata; Aves; Galliformes; Phasianidae. The record is from RefSeq and is a predicted model, not a curated record.